Molecule: messenger RNA, 1245 nt
Organism: Oxyura jamaicensis (ruddy duck)
Lineage: Eukaryota; Metazoa; Chordata; Aves; Anseriformes; Anatidae
Gene: PLPP5
Product: phospholipid phosphatase 5
Exons: 8
Coding region: 420-1217 (265 amino acids)
Biological process (GO): phospholipid metabolic process
Molecular function (GO): phosphatidate phosphatase activity
Source: RefSeq, a predicted model, not a curated record
GCGCGCGGGGGCUUUCUGUGCGCGGCCCUCGCAGGCACCUCGCGCCGGGCGCUUGGACUCCUCGGUCUCUUUGCUUUGUGAACGAACUGGAUGAAAGAGCUUCACGUUCCUUGGUCGGACUGUGUCUCACUCUGGUGUCGCUUUUCCUUUUUAGCCCGAUCUCGUUGCCACAGAACGCGGUGCUAGGUGCCGUCAGCUGGCUGGCCCCGAGGCUGGGUGCUCCCUGGGGCCCGGUGGGCGCACGCGGGGGUCUGCACAACACCUGCAGGCUCCGUCUCCAUUUCCAUGUACUAUCUGUAACGAUGACCUUUGUAGAGUCGUUAUUUCUGUAGACUUUGUUUAUCUGUACCAAACUUUGUAGAUUCUGUGAAAUGUUAUUUUAAGGAAAUCACUUGAGUCUUUACUAGCAACGCGGCGCCAUGCGGGCGGGCACGGCGGGGCUGGCGGCGGAGGCGGCGGCGAGGGGGCUGCUGGCGGCCGCCCUGGUGGUGCUGGAGGCGCUGCCGCCGUUCGAGCGCGUGGUGCAGCCCGAGGAGCUGUGGCUCUACAGGAACCCCUUCGUGGAGGCCGAGCGCGUCCCCGCCGUGCCCAUGUUCUUCGUCGCCUUCCUGUCGCCCUUACUGCUGAUUGUCCUGGCGAGGCUGUUCCUGGGCGCUGACCAGGAAGACACACGGGAGGCCUGCCUGGCUGCCAGCCUUGCUCUCGUCCUCAACGGGGUUUUCACCAACACGCUGAAGCUCGUGGUGGGCAGGCCACGGCCGGACUUCUUCUAUCGAUGCUUCCCGGACGGACGGGCGAACGCAGAGCUGGCGUGCACGGGCGACCCCAGCAUCGUGGCUGAGGGACGCAAAAGCUUCCCCAGCGGCCACGCUUCUUUUGCCUUUGCUGGUCUCGCCUUCUCUGCCUUCUACCUGGCCGGGAAGCUGCACUGCUUUGCUCCCGGCCAGCGCGGCACAGCUCUGCGGCUCUGCGCCUUCCUCCUCCCCCUGUUCAUCGCCACCCUCAUCGCCUUGUCCCGCAUCUGCGACUACAAGCACCACUGGCAAGAUGUGCUGGUUGGCUCGGUGAUUGGCUUCGUGCUCGCGUACCUCUGCUACAGGCAGUAUUACCCUCCUCUGACGGACUCCAUGUGCCACAAACCAUCUCUGUCUAAAUCCAAACAGCUGCCAGCGCACCAAGAGAAGUCUGCGACUUCCAGCUUUCACCUGGACAUAUAACGAUGGGCUCUGUCCUGCUGGCACCUUU